AGCCACAGUUAUACGUGUUGCUUUAAGUCCCAGUGGAUGGAGUUUACUCUGACAAACACCAGCAGCAAACUGGAGAGAACCUGCAGCAACUGAAAAGGGGAAACAAAAGGGACAGUUUUCCAAAGAGGCGUGAGCUGAUCGGAAGCUGUGGAUGAGAUCACACUGGCAAAAGGUUACUCGAUCUCCAGGAGGGCGAAAAGAGGAAUUUAAGUCAACAACAACAGAAACAAAGCGUUAGUCCUGUGCUGUAAAUGGGCACAGUGAAGAUCUCGUAAAGGACAAGUGAUUUUUAGACCACCCCGUGUCCUCUCCCUGGAUAUUCCUUGACCUUAAAAAAAGCGCGCAGAGAGAUGGAUGUGGCGGCUGAUCAGCCCCGCUGGAUGCACCACCACGCCGUGCUGAACGGACAACACCCGGACUCUCACCACCCCGGCCUGGGGCACAACUACAUGGAGCCCACCGCGCAGCUUCUGCCUCCGGACGAGGUGGAUGUUUUCUUUAAUCACCUGGACUCCCAGGGAAACCCGUACUACCACAACUCUGCCAGGGCCAGGGUGUCCUACAGCCAGGCGCACGCUCGUCUGACGGGGACUCAGGUAUGCCGGCCUCAUCUCAUCCACAGCCCGGGGAUUUCAUGGCUGGACGGAGGGAAAGCAGCCCUGUCGGCCCACCACCACCACAACGCCUGGGCCGUCAGCCCCUUCAGCAAGCCCAGCCUGCACCACCACGGCUCCGCGUCCCCCGGCGGCCUCUCCGCAGUCUACCCGUGCAGCAGCAACUCGAACACGGUCUCCGCGUCCUCUUUAACGCCGCCGUCCCACUCCAGCCCCCAUCUGUACACUUUCCCCCCUACACCACCAAAGGACGUAUCGCCGGACCCGGGGGCCGCGUCCCCCUCCGCCACCAGAAUGGACGAGAAGGAAUCUAUCAAAUACCAAGUGUCGUUAACGGAGGGGAUGAAGAUGGAGGGCUCCAGUCCUCUGAGGAGCAGUCUGGCCUCCAUGAGCGCUCAGACCCCCUCCACCCACCAUCCCAUACCGACGUAUCCCACCUACUCUCUCCCAGCGGCGCAUGAGUACGGCAGCAGCCUGUUUCACCCCAGCAGCCUGCUGGGAGCAUCAUCCAGCUUCACGCACAAGAACAAAGGCAAGACACGUUCCUGCACCGAGGGCCGUGAGUGCGUAAACUGUGGAGCCACGUCCACACCUCUGUGGAGACGCGACAGCACCGGACACUACCUGUGCAACGCCUGCGGGCUGUACCACAAGAUGAACGGCCAGAACAGACCACUCAUCAAACCCAAACGCAGGCUGUCUGCUGCCAGACGAGCAGGCACCUGUUGUGCUAACUGUCAGACGACCACCACUACGCUCUGGCGACGCAAUGCAAACGGAGACCCAGUGUGCAACGCCUGCGGCCUCUACUUUAAAUUGCAUAACGUGAACCGACCACUGACCAUGAAAAAGGAGGGAAUACAGACACGCAACCGGAAAAUGUCCAAUAAAUCCAAAAAGAGCAAGCGGUGCAGCGAUAGCUACGAGGAAUUUUCCAAAAGCAUGCACGACAAGAGCUCUCCAUUCAGCACCGCCUCCCUGGCUGGACACAUGUCCAUGAGCCACUUGCCACCUUUCAGCCACGCUGGACACAUGCUUCCCACGCCCACACCGAUACACCCUUCCUUUGGGCACCCGCACCACUCCAACAUGGUGACGGCAAUGGGCUGAGAGGGUGAGGAGAGGGGUCAACAUAUAGGAACGCUGGGGGAACCUGAGAUGGUUGUAUGAGCAGGAAUGAGGGUCUCACUAGAGGACAGUGUGUACUAUGUUACAGACACAGUUUGUGGCGUCUUGGUCUUUGAUUGUCUCUUGACCGAUUACGCCAACUGUAUGCUGAAGAACAUAUGUAUCACAGGAGCAAAGGACGUUGUUUACUCCUUAUCUAUAGGUACCUACUUUGAUGGGGGGAGAUAUUCUGCUUCCUGUCGGCCAGGCACAUGCAUGUAAACAUGAAAAUGUCAUUGCACCUCAUAAUUUUAUCCCCACUGACUGCCUGACCGACUGCAGUGUGGUUCAGUAUAUGCCGAACAGGUUUAUAGUAACUGUGAAUAUUGUAUAUAUGUGAGACUGAAGGGGACGUCCCAGACAGAGUAAUCCCCUUUGCAACAUUACAUGAAAGUAUGCUGGAUUUUUUUUUUUUUUUUUAAUGGACAAUUUUAAAGGAAUUUUCACAAAAGAAACAAGCAAACAAAAAAGGUCUAUGAAUCCUAAUUUGACACUGUUUAUUAUAAUUAUUAUUGUUAUUAUAAUUAUUAUUAUUGUUAUUCAGAUAAUUUAUUUUCACUGCCUUGUCUUCUUUAACUGUAUCGCCUGAAUCAUAAUAUGGAUACUGUUUAUCCCAGUUAUGAAUAUAUUUUUAGCCGAAGCGCUUUCUCUGAGCUGGUCAACAUUUAUACUCAAAAGAAAUAAAGAGAUCAAGUUCA
Messenger RNA from Scatophagus argus, 2479 nucleotides. It is a transcript of the gene gata2b, whose product is annotated as GATA binding protein 2b. Gene Ontology annotation, biological process: positive regulation of miRNA transcription; positive regulation of angiogenesis; cell fate commitment. Gene Ontology annotation, cellular component: nucleus. Lineage: Eukaryota; Metazoa; Chordata; Actinopteri; Scatophagidae. The coding region runs from base 351 to 1724 and encodes 457 amino acids. The record is from RefSeq and is a predicted model, not a curated record. The transcript is spliced from 6 exons. Gene Ontology annotation, molecular function: zinc ion binding; RNA polymerase II cis-regulatory region sequence-specific DNA binding; DNA-binding transcription factor activity, RNA polymerase II-specific.